Erpetoichthys calabaricus (reedfish) is the source of this 1157-nucleotide messenger RNA. Its product is annotated as calcium uniporter protein, mitochondrial-like. Gene Ontology annotation, molecular function: calcium channel inhibitor activity. Bases 122 to 1105 code for a protein of 327 amino acids. The record is from RefSeq and is a predicted model, not a curated record. Lineage: Eukaryota; Metazoa; Chordata; Cladistia; Polypteriformes; Polypteridae. Gene Ontology annotation, cellular component: mitochondrial inner membrane; uniplex complex. The transcript is spliced from 8 exons. Gene Ontology annotation, biological process: mitochondrial calcium ion homeostasis; calcium import into the mitochondrion.
UGCUCUCACUGCUGUUUCCCGCCGCAGCUGCUGUCGACUCGGCUCACCGGCGGAGUCCCGGAGGACGUCAGAAAGUAGCGAACGCGGAGGCAGCGCCGGGACACUCGGGCGCCAACCGGCCAUGGCUUUUCUGGGCAGCUUGGAGGCGGUCCUCCGGAGCGCGGGGGUGCAGCUGCUGUCUGGGGUGGGACGCUCCAGACGGUGUGUGUCAUGUGGCGCCUUGAGGGCCAGGCUCGGCAGCACUUCGGCGUCCCCUCACGACGUAACAGUGGAGUACAGGCACGGGCUGCCCACCCUGUGUUUGCCGCUGCCCUCCAGAAGAGAGACGUGCCGCUUUUCCUUGAAGCCGCUGCUCAUGAACGUGGGUGACCUGCUUCGUGAUGUCCAGCGAGAGGACAGGGGCAUCGAGAGCGUGGCGGUGCUGAGCCCAGAUGGCGUGCGGCUCUCCUCGGCCGUGCCUGUCCACGUGCUGCUGAGGAGCGAUUUCCAGAUUGCCAUCAAUGGCGUCCACUACCAGGUGCGACCUCCAGACACAGUCCUAGCGGAGCAGAUUGGCGCACAGCAGACACCGGCGAUGGACGAGCUGAAGGACGUCAUCCAAAGGCUGCAUUCGGCUCUGCACCUCCCGGCCCACCACGUGCAGACGCAGGAGAAGCUGUUGCUCCGGCUGGGUGAGCUGAGAGAGGAGCUGCGGCCCCUCGAGGAGGUGAAGGAGAAGCUGAUGCGGCAGGCGGGGGGCCGCACGAGUCGCCUCCUCUGGCUGGGCCUGGCCUACCUGUCGGCACAGGGGGGCACGCUGGCCUGGCUGACGUGGUGGGUCUACUCCUGGGAUAUCAUGGAGCCCGUCACCUACUUCCUCACUUACGGCAGCGCCAUCUCCUUCUACUCCUACUUUGUCCUCACUAAGCAGGAUUGUGUCUACCCCGAAGUCCAAGACCGCCAGUUUCUUCAUAUUUUGCACCAAGGAGCCAAGCGACGGCUUUUUGAUCUCGAGAAGUACAACAAGUUAAAGGACGACGUCGCUCAGGUGGAGUGCGACCUUCAGCGUCUGCGUGGUCCUCUGCAGCUUCAGCUGCCGGUGGAGCAAAUCAACGAGAAGCAAUGAAGUGUAAUCGGAAGAGAUGGCAUUUUGAUUAAAGGUGGCACCCUGCACACAA